AUGACCGCCGAAGCCCAGAAACUGCUUCUAAAAGAAUGGGCCAAGGACACCGAUCAUCUCGUUGAUGACAACAAUUCACCCAAAGCCGAGUUCGCGCGCCUGGCAAAGGCAAAGGGAUGGACCGGCGGGGAUACCGAAUGGUCCGAUACGACUGUUCACAAGAACGUGACUGCUCAAGCUGGUGGAAUCGAUCUCACGGACCGCAUGCGAAGUCUCUCUAUUGGUUCCGAUACCUCGUCUUUCUCGGUCAUCUCACAAGUCUCGGAUAGCACCGACUUACAAAACAGUGUACUAUCUCUUGAUACGGUCAAGUCCCUGGAGGAGAUCUCUGGGGGCGUUGAGAUCCCGGACACGGCUUCAGAACACAGCGAUGCUGAGUCAGAGGCUUCAUCGCUAGAGUUGGACGAAAAACCAGCGUGGAGUGAAUACACCAACUUCGUGCACCGCCCAGAUGCGUCCUUUCAGUCAGAGUUCGAACGUCUAGCUCGCACCAAAGGUUGGGUGGGACGUAUCAAACGCCAGCACCUAGUCGAGCUGCUCACUAGCGAGGUUGAGUUCUACUGGGGUGCGGACGACGUUGACAAGCUUGAAUACUACCAGUUCCUAUGUCAGGAGAUGGGCGUCAAGCAGAUCCCUUUGACUAUUACCCAGGCGAAGAACGCGCUUCGGCCUCUCAAAGUCAACCUUUACAGCGUUAUCGACCACAUGCGCAAUCCCGAGAUCAAGGUCAUCACAUACAAGACUAUCCGCGAGCUUCGCCAAAGCGUCCGCAAGAAGGGCACCUUUCCGAGGCAAUGUGCUAAGGCUGGUGAAGGCUGCAUGGCCGCUUUGCUGUCCAAGUUGUAG
This is a messenger RNA of Alternaria triticimaculans, 846 nucleotides long. RefSeq lists its product as uncharacterized. NCBI's taxonomy places the organism in Eukaryota, Fungi, Ascomycota, Dothideomycetes, Pleosporales, Pleosporaceae. The coding region runs from base 1 to 846 and encodes 281 amino acids. The transcript has 4 exons. The record is from RefSeq and is a predicted model, not a curated record.